Cottoperca gobio is the source of this 3421-nucleotide messenger RNA. It is a transcript of the gene ppm1g, whose product is annotated as protein phosphatase, Mg2+/Mn2+ dependent, 1G. Lineage: Eukaryota; Metazoa; Chordata; Actinopteri; Perciformes; Bovichtidae. The record is from RefSeq and is a predicted model, not a curated record. Gene Ontology annotation, biological process: protein dephosphorylation. The transcript is spliced from 13 exons. Gene Ontology annotation, cellular component: nucleoplasm. Gene Ontology annotation, molecular function: protein serine/threonine phosphatase activity; cation binding. Bases 1 to 1692 code for a protein of 563 amino acids.
AUGGGGGCUUAUCUGUCGCAACCUAACACGACCAAGACCUCCACCGAUGGCGGCAACAGCAACAUGAGCUACGGUUUCUCUGCCAUGCAGGGCUGGCGCGUCUCCAUGGAGGAUGCUCACAAUUGUAUCCUAGAGUUUGAUGAGGAGACAGCCAUGUUUUCUGUUUAUGAUGGACAUGGAGGUGAAGAGGUGGCUCUGUACUGUUCGAAGUACCUUCCUGACAUCAUCAAGGAGCAGAAGACCUACAAAGAUGGCAAACUGCAAAAGGCUCUGGAGGAUGCCUUCUUGUUCAUCGACAGGAAAAUGACCACAGAGGACGUCAUUAAGGAGCUGGUCCAGAUCGCUGGACGACCCACUGAGGAGCCUCCCGUCGUAAAGGUGUCGGAGGAGGACGAUUUGGAAACAGAGGAGGCAGCUUUACUCCAUGAGGAAGCCACAAUGACCAUAGAGGAGCUGCUGGUACGCUAUGGCCAGAACCUCAAUGCUGUCAAGCAUGCAGCUGCCAUCAGUGCGGCGGCGGCUAAGAAGGCGUCCUGCUCGCACCGUGAGUCCUCGGGAGAAAAAGGGGAAGAUGGCAAAGGACAGAAGGAGGAGGUCAAUGGAGAUGUGGAGGAGGAGAGCAAGGGGAAGGUGAAGAAGGUCGAAGGAGUGGCAGGAGGAUCUAAGCUGCGAGCCUGUCGGAGAACAGGAGGAGGUGGAGGUGAAGCCAGCGGUGCAGCAGCCGACUGUGGAGGGUCAGGAAGCUCCAAUGGAGAAGAAAAGGCUGGUAAGGCAGAGGGAGACGCAGGUCCCUCCUGCUCCUCUUUGUCCUCCAAGGCUGCAGGAGAUUCCAAGUCCAGGUUUUUUGACGACAGCGAGGAGUCUGAGGAAGGAGAAGAGGAGGGCAGUGAUGAGGAUGGCAGCGAAGAGGAAGAGGGUGACAGCAGUGAGAUGGAAGAAGAAGAGGAUACAGAGGAGGGAGAGGAAGACUCUGAAGAUGAAGAGGAGGAGGAAAUGUGCAUUCCUGGAAUGGACGGCAAGGAGGAGCCUGGCUCAGACAGCGGCACCACAGCUGUCGUGGCUUUGAUCCGAGGAAAACAGCUGAUCGUGGCCAAUGCUGGAGACUCUCGCUGCGUGGUGUCUGAGCGCGGCAAAGCUGUCGACAUGUCUUACGACCACAAGCCAGAGGACGAGCUGGAACUAGCUCGCAUCAAAAACGCUGGAGGGAAAGUGACCAUGGAUGGACGGGUCAAUGGUGGACUGAACCUCUCCAGAGCUAUCGGUGAUCACUUCUAUAAGAGGAACAAGGCUCUGCCUCCAGACGAGCAGAUGAUUUCCGCGAUGCCAGACGUCAAAGUUCUGACGCUUAACGGGGACCACGACUUCAUGGUCAUCGCCUGCGACGGUAUCUGGAAUGUGUUGAGCAGUCAGGAGGUGGUGGACUUCAUCAGUGAGAGGAUCAAACCAGACCAGAGUGGCAAAGUCAGAUCCCUCUCAUCCAUAGUGGGAGAGCUGCUGGACCACUGUUUGGCCCCCGACACAUCUGGAGACGGGACAGGAUGUGACAACAUGACCUGCAUCAUCAUCACCCUGCUGCCACACCCGUCCACUGCUCAGCCAGACGACACGAUGAAGAGGAAGCACCAGGAGGGGGCAGAAGGAGUUGAGCCGGAAAAGAACGGAAACGACAGCAAAAAAGCUAAAUGCGACUAAAGGCAAAGAGAAACUGACCCAGAGGGCGCAGCUGGUCCCAGAUACACCAGAGACGCAUUCUGUUCAAACGUUAGUCCUUGCCUCACAAACAUCAUUUCACCCUAAAGCAGAGGUUUUAAUUGCUAUACUUAUGUUCAAAGAUCGGCUGAGCUAAGAUCAUCAGUAUAGUUUUUUGUCCUCUGUUUUAUGCUGAUUCUCACUUGAACACCCCCUCCAGUUUUUUCUUUUUAUUCGGUCUCGCUGUAAAGAAGCUAGACACUCUUUACUUCUUACAUAAUGCUGAAUAGCACAUAAUUUUCCAAGUAUUUGUAACUAGAUGCAGAAUAAACCAGUCUAUAGAGAUUAAUGUGUAUUUCUAAACAUUUUGGAGACGUCCCACCGUCUCUGCAGACAUGCUCUGCCCUCUGUUGUUGACAUAUUUUCCCACAUGGCGGUUUCACAGUUGCGUUUCAGUGGAAGUUUGAGAAUAGCUCUCGUAGAGGCCUGUGUCUGCUGUUCACAUUUUACAGUGUGAUACACACAUUUUCAUUGCAGUUUUGCAAUACGAAACAUGCAAGUUACUUUUCCCAAUAUAAAAUUGCACGAUGCUUUCUGUGUUGUCCAAAUUCCAAGGCAUUCAUUGUAUCUCAAAGUGCCAUAAAAAUCCUGAAUUCCCUUUUUAUAGGCAUCAUUUCACAUCCUCAAGUGAACUGAACCCAGAGAAGGGACCCAAAAAGAUUUGCGUAAAGGUAACAGUAGAAAAAGUGAUUGAAUGAGAGGAUGUUAUUGUCUUUUGUAGCCCCAAUUAAAGAUGCAGCAGAGUGCACAUGCUAGUCCAGUGGCACUGAAUGUGUUGCUUCCCUGUUUCAGGGAGUAAGAGAAACUAAAGAAUGUGGGGUAUUAUUAGUCCAGUUGUUCUUGUUUGCCAUUUAUAUAUAUUUUCCCCCCAUUACCACGCAGUCACAAGUGAGGAUCAUUUUUUUUUUCAGGCUUGCUGGUCACAUAACGGCCCAAUCACCAACAAUACAUCACCAUCAUCUUGCCUUCUUUUUCCUUUCCUGCUUUGUAUCUUGUCUUGAUCAAAAUCUGUACAUUUCCAGACGAAGAAAAGAUGGCAGGGGUUUUUGAGUUGGUGUUACUUUUCAUCUGUAAGAUCUGAUUGCAGGGAGACACGGAUGUAAAAGACUUUCUGCCUUUUAUGUCUGUGUGUCCAUCCAGAGAGAGGUGGUGAUUGCAGCCCUGGACACCACUCACUUUACUCUCCCUGUCUGUCCCCUCUAUUGUAACAGCUUGUUUAGAGCAUCUCUAGGACAUGUGUUUUAAGAAAAAAGUAUUUCCACUCAAAUGUUUUCAGUUAUAGGCAGUUUUUUUCUUUCUUUUUGUUUAUUAUUAUUUUUGCUAGCACCCUCUGAAAAAGCCCUGACGCUGGACUGUGGAGAGGAUGCACAAGGUUACUUUUUGAGUGGAAAUACAAUUUGAUUUUCAGAACACCCAGACAGUGUAGCUGUUCAGAAGAUUAUUUUCAUCUUAAAUUGCAGGAGCCUCAUUUAAACCCCAUUGUGUGACUACGUUUGUUUCUAGUGUACUAUCUUGUCACCAUGCCCUUUUCUGUACAUACUUUUUUCAAUACUUGUAAUUGAAGAAAAAGAAAAAGCGUUUUCUUUGUAAUUGUGAGUCAAUGUGACAUUUUUGGUGCAUACUCUUUUGACACCAGUAUGUAAGUACAUACAAAUACAUUUUUUUAAAUAAU